Messenger RNA from Diospyros lotus (date-plum), 1203 nucleotides. RefSeq lists its product as uncharacterized. Gene Ontology annotation, biological process: protein import into nucleus. Bases 123 to 902 code for a protein of 259 amino acids. The transcript is spliced from 6 exons. Lineage: Eukaryota; Viridiplantae; Streptophyta; Magnoliopsida; Ericales; Ebenaceae. The record is from RefSeq and is a predicted model, not a curated record. Gene Ontology annotation, cellular component: nucleus.
AUUAUUGGUGCUUCCCGCAACAAAUCCGACCUUCAUCGCCCGCGCUUGAGCGCGAGAGUCAUCUUCUACAGUCAUGUGUACAUAGGUCGAUUCCAGAAAAACCAAAUAGAGAAAUCGAAGCAAUGGCAAGAGAAGAUAGUGGAAAAUCUCUGAGAAGGCCUUCUUCGAAAACUCCUCUUUCUUUCAAAAAUUAUUCCAAUUGGAAGUGCAAGCUUAGAGAGAACUGCUACAAAAGGGUUCAAGAGGACCGGGCGCGCUUACUGUGGAAAUUGAGGUUACCAGAGGGUAAAGAUCGGUGUCUCAGUGAUGAGGAGGUCAUCAAAUCAGCUUUCCAGGACAUAGUCGAUGAUGAAUUUGAAAAAAUUCAAGACUCAUCAUUGGAUGGGCAUCUUGGAAUCUUAACUUCCACACCUCAGAUAGAUGAUGAAUUAUGGGAAUAUGAUGGUCUUCAAACAUCUUAUCAAGGAGAAUGUGAAGAGAUAUUGCUAGAAAUGCAAAGGAUUUUUUAUGAGGAUCUUAGGACAGAAACAACCAUAAAAGAACGAGGAAACUAUAUCCAAACUUGGGAAGAUGAAGAAGAUGAGUACCUGGCUCGUGCAGUUCUUGAGCACAUGCAGUUGAAUGAUAAGCAGGAGCGCAAGGUGAUUUGGUGCCCCAUUUGCAAGGAAGGAGAAUUGCAAGAAAAAUGCUUUCUGAUUUCUUGCACUAGUUGCGAAUUUAAACUCAACAGAGGGAAUGAGGUUACUAUAGAGUUGUUGCAGGCUCGGCUGGCAGAAGCCCAUGCAGAACACCUUGAUAGAGGAUGCAGAUUGAAACCAAAGUUCCGCAUCGAGACAAGAUUUGAUCUAACUGCACUCUACAUCGAGUGUGAGGGUUGCCAUGCAUUCGAAAUUGUCAUUUAGUGUUCAGUAGUUCAGGAUCUACAUAAUCCUGAACCAGGAGCUUCUGCUUCUUGUAAUCUUGCUUACUCGUUCUCUAGCUUUGUUUUUUUUCUUCUUUUUUUUGGGUGUUUGUAAUAGAUAGAUGGUUUUACGUGAUCAACACAAGAUUGGGUGCCAUCAUCCAUUUCAUCCACCCAUCCUUUCGUUUCCCCCGGGACUAGUUUGCACAUUGAUUUUUGUGUGUUUAUUUAGUAGUUGUAUUUUAUAAACUACUAUGACUUGUUUCCAGCGAGUCAUGCUCAAAAGAAUAUCAUCGAUAUAC